Molecule: messenger RNA, 453 nt
Organism: Racocetra persica
Lineage: Eukaryota; Fungi; Glomeromycota; Glomeromycetes; Diversisporales; Gigasporaceae
Source: the annotation of a GenBank genome assembly
AUGGUUUGUGAACACUUUGGACAGCCUGAAAUGACAAAAAGUAAGGAUCCAAAAAAAGAGACAACAACUAAGCGGAUUGGGUGUACGUGGCAAAUAAAUCUGUCAUACCCUGAGAAAGAAAAUCCUAAUAAAAUUGUAUACAUUGCAAAAUUAAUUAAUGAACAUAAAAAUCAUGAUCUUAACCAAGCUCGCUACAACUUUCAGAAAAAUAUAGCAUUUACAAAGGAGAUGAUUGAUGAUCCCCAACAAAUUCAUAAAGCUCUUGAAGAGAAAUAUUUUGUAAAAGUCUAUAUGCCAAUACUACGACAAGUAAUUCAACGAUUUCGCCCAAAAUUACGGGAUCAGACAAAUGAUAUUAGUAAAUUGUAUCAAAAAAUAUUGAAUAAGAAAGAAGUUGAUCCCCAAUGGUAUGUCCAGGUGGAUUGGGACCCUAAUAGUAUAUGUCUUCGGUGA